GGUAAAGCACCAUUUGCAGAGGUAUGAAUUGCGAUAAGACUUGAUGACUUGUUGUGAUAACAGCAAAAUUGUAGUCCAGUCACAAGAUCAUAAAAUAAUUGACCUGGCGUUAUGGAAAUGCUUUCAGUUAGUCUUGUAAAGAAAAAGCUUCCACAAGAUCAUAAAUAAUUGACCUGGCGUCGGAUGCGGUUUAAAUGAUGUGCAUUAUAAGUUGUAUAAUCUGCAGGCAAUGGAAACCAGGGGAAAUAUCAAUGCAUCUGCCCACAUAAUCUGCAUGUGGUUUGAAGAUAUUCCGGGGAAUUAGUUUCAUAUUAGAGGGGUUUAGGGAAGUAUUUCAACUAGAAGUAGAUAAGCACGAGGAAUUCGAUCAGACUUAGUUUUUCCUCCCUGCAAAACAUGCCUUGCUAACUAGUAAACUCAAAUUAUCUCAAAUGAAUGAUAUUUUCUUAUUUUCCAUUUUUUGGUCCCUGUUAUUUGUCAUUUUCUCAAGGCACCGAAUUCCAUGUUCCAUGACUUGGACAUGAUUGGACCAGUACAGGAUGCUAUGGUAACACAAUUGGACUCUUCUGUUAACCAAGAGGUCGCCAGUCAAGAACAUCACCAUCACUUAGAAGAGCCAGUAGGUGGUAUGUACACAACUUUAGUUGGCAGCCUAGUAGCCAAGUCUCCUAGUCAGCAACAUCACAGUCAUGUAGAGGUACUAGUUGGCAUGUAAUUACCAUCCUUUGGAGCUCUAUUUUUUUACUUUGGCAGCCACUCACUUAUUCAGCCAUUCAUCUGUGCAUCUGUGUGUCUUCCAUGGCGAUGCCCACUGCUCUCAAGGCCUUAACUUUCUUGUUUGUGCUUGCAGUUCUUGCACCAGAUCAGUCAGAAGGGCAGCAUCAUCAGCCUUAUUGUCCUUCUUUCUCUUGCGGCCCUUUUAGAAACAUAUCGUCUCCAUUUCGUCAGGCAAGUGAUCCACCUGGGUGCGGCUAUAAAUCUUAUGAGCUAGUUUGCGGUGAUACAAAGGCUACAAUUCGCAUCAACAACGUGACAUACUAUGUGUCUGCCAUCAACUACAGUGAUUCUUACUUCUGGGUAGUUGAUGCCGACAUGGAUUUAUACAGCAGCUACCCUCUACCUCGGUGGAAUCAGCCUCCCUCUUCCUUCUGGGAAGUUGAUCACAACAUGGAAGUCGAAUUGGACCCCCUUUCACGUAGACAGUCUUGCUUUAUUAAAUGCUAUCGGGAAGUAAAGGACCAUGGUAUGUACAUGCGUGUUGCUUGCCUUAGCACCAAUGAUACUUAUGUUUACGUGUUAACUGGUUAUGAUUCUUGUUCUAUGGAGUAUCUCCAGCCUUCUUGUGGGUAUUUGGCCAUGACUCCUUCAGCUUGUGACACUCCAUUUUGUGAGUACUACGAGCUACUAGAAAAUGCAAGUUAUGUAGAUGUUGUGAAAUCCAUGAGGAACGGAUUUGCCGUCAAAUUCCCUUUCUGGUAUGACAGGACGAGCAGAAGUAUCAAAGAGUGCAUAAUACGUCAGUUUCGCGACUUGCUGCAAGAGUGUAGUGAAGACGUCAGUAGUUGUGUUCAGCAAAUUCUUUUGGUCGAUGGAGAUUUCUGGUACUGCUCACUUCUUGCAACUGGAUUUAGUGAUGAUGCCUCAUCAAACAUACCAUUUGUCUUCUUCUCUGUCAAGUGGAUUGCUGUGCUAUGCAGGUUUGUGUUGGCACCACUGGCUGUGUUGAUCUUCCUCGCCCACAAGUAUUGGAAAACGAGGAUCACAGUCGAUGCUGUCGAGAAGUUCCUCCGAAUGCAACAGAUGCUAGGUCCAAUGAGGUAUGCCUACACUGACAUCACAGCAAUCACAAGCCAUUUCAGAGAUAAGCUCGGUCAGGGAGGCUACGGGUCUGUGUUCAAGGGUGUGAUAUUGCCAGGCAAUGUUCAUGUUGCUGUCAAGAUGCUAGAAGGCAAUCCUAACUGCAAUGGAGAAGAUUUCAUCAAUGAAGUCUCCACCAUCGGUAGGAUCCAUCACGUAAAUGUGGUGCGUCUCAUGGGAUUCUGCUCAGAUGAAAUGAGGAGAGCACUGGUUUACGAGUACAUGCCUCAAGGUUCUCUGGACAAGUACAUCUUCUCAGCCGAGAAGAGUUUCUCCUGGGACAAGCUCUCCGACAUAGCUUUGGGCAUUGCCAAGGGGAUCGACUACCUUCAUCAGGGUUGUGACAUGCAGAUUCUGCACUUUGACAUCAAGCCACACAACAUCCUUCUUGACAACAAUUUUGUCCCUAAAGUUGCUGAUUUUGGUCUCGCCAAACUAUACCCAAGGGACAACAAUUUUGUGCCAUCGAGAGCCCUACGGGGAACUAUUGGGUACAUAGCUCCUGAGAUGAUAUCACGGAGCUUUGGUGUCAUAUCGAGCAAGUCUGAUGUUUACAGCUUUGGGAUGCUGUUGUUGGAGAUGGCUGCAGGAAGAAGGAACGCCGAUCCGAAUGCAGCGAACUCGAGCCAAGCAUACUACCCAUCAUGGGUGUAUGAUAGACUAACUGAACAAGAAGUGUGUGAGAUAUCUCCCGUUGCUGGCAUGCAUGAGUUGGAGAGGAAGCUGUGCAUCGUUGGACUAUGGUGCAUCCAGAUGAAGUCUAAUGACAGGCCGACGAUGAGCGAGGUCAUAGAGAUGCUGGAAGGUGGCUUCGAAGGCCUGCAGAUACCUUCCAGGCCAUUCUUCUGCGACGACGAGCACACCACUGUUCCGGAUUCUUACCCUUUGUUAUCCGAGCUGACCGAGAUCUCGGAGGAGGAUGAGAUCUCAGAUUCUUAUGUUUCCCGGGUCCUAUGAACUUCUAUGUGGAAACAUGUAAUAAAAUCUAGCAGUUAAAGAGGAUAUAUAACUCCAAUUGCUUAAUUGGUAGUAGAAUCUAGAAUGUAAUCAUCUUUCUGGAAGACACAUAUUAUCCGAAUAUAUGAAUAACAACUUGU
Molecule: messenger RNA, 2954 nt
Organism: Triticum aestivum (bread wheat)
Lineage: Eukaryota; Viridiplantae; Streptophyta; Magnoliopsida; Poales; Poaceae
Product: rust resistance kinase Lr10-like
Exons: 3
Coding region: 799-2814 (671 amino acids)
Biological process (GO): protein phosphorylation
Molecular function (GO): protein kinase activity; polysaccharide binding; ATP binding
Source: RefSeq, a predicted model, not a curated record